Molecule: messenger RNA, 4478 nt
Organism: Ruditapes philippinarum (Manila clam)
Lineage: Eukaryota; Metazoa; Mollusca; Bivalvia; Venerida; Veneridae
Product: interferon-induced protein 44-like
Exons: 6
Coding region: 179-1060 (293 amino acids)
Molecular function (GO): GTP binding
Source: RefSeq, a predicted model, not a curated record
GGCGUUUUUUUAAUCAUUGACAAAUGAAGGCAUUUUCAAAACAUUAACGUGAUGAUAGCAAAAAUUAAAAACCGGUGUCACGAAUAGAAUUCUAUAUUAAAUUUUAUACACAUACAACUGCAUCAACAGUUCUUUGAGAGUCUUUACAGGAGGAACUUUGUGCAAGUUAUUCAGUGACAUGGGAGGAAAGAAAUCGAAACCUAGUCCACCACCUCCUUGUCCUUUUACAAGAACCCCGUGGAGAACAAUACCGGCAUGGAAUCAAGACUAUGAACUGUUACUUCGUAGACAAAUAAAAGAAAUACAACCGCAAUGGAAACCUACUAUCGUUCUUGUUGGACCUGUUGGAGCAGGCAAGUCUUCAUUUGUUAAUGCAAUACUAUCUGUUUCUAAAGGACAUAAGACUGAUGGAGCUUGUACUGGAAAAGGGGACAAAAGUUGUACAACUAGUUAUGACAAAUACACAGAUAACUCCUUACUCCAAAACUUUCGUCUUAGGGAUUGCAUGGGAUUAGAAAAAAGUGCUGAGGAAGGAUUUAAUGUUGCUGACAUGGUUUCUCUUCUUAAAGGGCAUAUUAAGGAUGGUUAUACGUUUAACCCACGAAGCCCAAUUACACCGGAAAACAAGACCCACUGGCGUGAUAAUCCAAAGUUCGAACAUCAGACCCAUUGCGUUGUAUUUGUAGUUGAUGCAAAUGUUAUGCACACUGGCAUUCCCCCAGCCUAUGUCAGGAAAAUAAGAGAAAUACAAACUGCAGUGAAGCAAUUACGUAUACCACGUGUAUUGAUCUUGACAAAAGCUGAUGUUCUUUGCGAAGAGGUUCAAAAGGAAAUAUCAAACGUGUUCCGGAGCUUUAGGGUAAGAGAAGCUAUUAAAACGGCAAGCGAAGUGUUUAAUAUUCCCGAAGCCUCCAUUCAUCCAAUUUCGAAUUAUGAAGAUGAAGAUUCUGUUGUAAUGAAUUGGAAAAAGAACAUACCACUCCUCCUCACCUUGAGGCAAAUUACACAGUAUGCAAAGGACAGGAUUGAAGCUGUCAAUGAACAUAGCGAUAGUGACUAAACAUAAGUACACAGUGAUGUCAAAUAUACAAUGAAAUUCAAUAGAAAACUAAUAUUUUCAAUAAAAGUUUUAAAUUUUCUCGGUGUGUAUGUAUGUGCGUGGUUCAAUAUAAGUUUAAGCCAUUUAGGUACACGUGAAGAAUAGAACAGAACAAAACUUUUAUUAACUCCAAAAUUUUAUUUCUAUUAGUUAUCAUUGUAGAUCGUUAAUAUCGAUAUAAUUAUAUUUCUGAGUUUUAAACAAAGUCAGUUUUCCGUUGAAUGAAGAUAUGUUGAAUGUGUAGAUGUGAAGAUCAAUGAUAACGCAAUGUUUAAAACAAUAAGUACUGCUAACUAACAGAAGCACAGAAUAGUUUUUGUUAACAGAGGAUUGGUCUAUAAUGGGAAAAUUGUCUACAAGUAUUUCAAAUAUUGUAAAAUAAAUUUAUCAAUAUUUUCUUCCAAGCAAUAUUUUAUAAGAAUAUCUAAAUGAUAUAUUUUUACCAAUAUUUGAAAUACUGAAUAUUGAAUAAUUGCCCAUUAAAGAUCAAUCUAUUUUAACUGUGUACAAUGAAAAUGGGCACAUUUUUAUCACAUCUGAUCACUUGAACUUUAUGUGAAAUUACAGAUCAUGUAACGUCAUGAUUAUGUUUCAUUUCGAGGAUUUUUGGGUGAUAUGUUGAAGAAGGUCAACUGAGGUUUAAAUCCUAAAAAAAUGAAAUUAACACUAAUCCGUUAAAUUGACUGGGGAUAUUAUAACAAAAUAUUUCGAAAAAAUAAAAAGGAAAUAUGCUCAGGUUGAAAUGGAAAAUCGAAUUUUCUAAAGCGCUUUUAAUAGUUUAUCCAUUUAUCAUUUUGUGUGCUAUUUUGCAUAAUAAAAUGUUUAUUCUGGAGGGGAAAAAACAGUGAUAACAAAUAAGUUGAACUUUUAAAGCAAACUUUUGAUACAGAACUUGAGCACAAAGCUGGAAAAAACUCUUAAAGUGCUAUCGUUACAAAAAAAAACCUAGAUGAAGUCCCUUAAAUAUCCUUCAAAAUUUUAAGUUUGCGUGUUGUUGUUAUUGUUGUUGUUUUUGUUUUUUUAAUAUUGUUCAAACAUAAACAGCUGUUAAUUUUUUCAGGCCCAUUGUGCCCGUAAAUGUCUUAUUUCUCAAAAGCUUAUCACUGUUGGUGUCCUAUAACAGAUUGCCUAUUGACCAUAUAGCUGAGUCAUCUUUGACAUAAAUCAUAUUUAGCAUUAGAUAUAUUCGUUGUAGGUAUUUCGUAUUGGUUACAUAUAGUUACUUUUAUGACAAGUUAUUUCAUACUUUCCAGUGUUAAACUGUAAUAUAUUAGAUGAUUAUAUUCUGAUAAACUUUAUUACAUGCUUUUCGGUGGUUUAUAGAAAUAUAUCAGUGAUAUAAAACUGGUAAUUUCACUGUUUGAAACAUUGAAAUUACCACUUUGAUAAUUUCACUGUUUUUAACUUAAGCCCCUAACGUUGUUUCAGUGAAAUACCAGCGGGCACAGUACUGGGUACCAACUUAAUGACGUGACGUCGUAGAUGACAUUAUUAUUUGGCGCGCUUUUAAUUCAGCAUUAGGUUUUAUGUCUUUUUAAAACGUGUAUUUGCAUGUAAUAAAAAGAAAAUUUGUUUAGUUUAGUGUAAGAUCAUAAUAUAUUUCACCUUGUGAACACCAAAAGUUCAUAUUUCACUCGUGGCUGCGCCACUCGUGAAAUAUACCUUUUGGUGCUCACUCGGUGAAAUAAAUUCCGAUCUUACACUGAACUAAACAAAUAUCCUCUAUAUAAUUUUCAUUGUAGCCGGACUAUAUCUGAAUGCGGGUGAAAAGAAUAUCCAAGCUAAAUGGAAUCACGGGCAUAACUAAAUGCCGUCAUUCGUAAAUUUUGCUUCUUUAGGAAAAAAAGUCGAUGUCAUCAUACAUCAUGUUAAAAAACAUAAAAAAAUAACAGAACAAUAUUUCAAACAUGAUGAUGUGACGUCAUGAUGUGAUGACGUCAUAAAGAAGAAUGCGCGAUGUUACGCGGGAAAAUCAGUAAAAAAUGAUAUAAAUCGCUUAAAAAGCAUGAAAUAAAAAGAAAAAUUUUUUGUUUUACAUAUAAGAAUGAAAUAUAUUUCAUUCGUGAACACCAGCUUUUCUCCUUUUGUUACUCGUGGCUACGCAACUCUUGAAAAUAUUGUAUCUAGUGUUCACUCAAUGAAAUAUAUUUCAAUCUUACAUGCAAACAAACAAAUAUCCUCUAUUUAUUUAACAUAAAUUGUAGCGCAACUUUAAGAUAUUUUGACAGACUUUAUCUUUAAGAAAAGUUUAGAUGAUAUAGGAUAGAUAACCUUAACGUGAUUGAGGUAAUGUGAGUCGUAAAGUUUUAUUCUUUGCGUGUAUAACCUUACUGUAAGUCUGAUUGACAUUUAUCAAAUAGUUAAGAUGCAGUUUUUACGUUCAAGUAUUGUUUAAAAAUUGAUGGCAAAUUCCACAUUUUAAUAUGAUGCUGAAAUCUGGGAAUAUCAUUGACCAUUCAAUAUACAGCAUAAUUCUGAAAUAGUCAACAUGUCUUGUUUAUAAUUAACCUAAAUAAAUUCCGGAAACGAGUUUCUUAGAGUUUUAGUUCUUUCACUUUCUUGUUUAGUUUUCAGAUAUUUAAACUUCUGUUCAACCAUGUUUCCUCCUUAAAAGAUAUUUUAUAUUGCUUUUAUUGGAAUUAUUGUCCAAAAUAACGAUACCGUGAAUAACGUUGUCGAUCCCGUACACUAAUGUGCAUAAAAUAUCGAAACACACACACAGGCAAGCACACACGCACGCACGCACGCACACACACACGCGCGAAUUUACCCGGCGCUGUCAGUUAUUUAUGCCAGAUGAGUGAUUGGUCUUUUCAGUUGAUAUAAAGUUUAUAAUUUUCAUACUUUUGUGCAUAUUAAUGAAAUAUUUAUAUAACUGCCAACGAUAAAAUUGUAUGUCAAUCGUAACUGCUGUUUUCAAAUGUAUGUUAAGAUUUCUAUAAGUUACUUGCGGGUUUUUCCGGAUUUUAAGUGUCUUUUAGUAUUUACGUCGGUUUUGCAAAUCCGUGGAUUUAGUAUUGUCUUAUUCAUAAAAUUCCUAUUUGAAUAAACCAAGUCUUUCGUUCUAAUCCUCUCCUUUGAAUAUUGUCAAAUUUUGUAUGUGUAUAUAUUUCAAAUGUUAUUAUGUAGAUAUACUGAGAAUAAAUAAGUUUAAACUAAACAAUUCUCUUAAAUCUAAAAGAAAAUUCAGAAUCAUACAGUCAUAAUGCUUAGUAAAUUCUGUUUCAAUCUAAACCGACAUUCAAAAUCAUACGCAUCAAAAACCCCGAACCGGUGUGAAAUAGCCGAAUAACUCCGCUAAGGGUUUACAUUUGUGACAUUAGUUAUUAAGUUAUUAGCAUAUGCCUUUAUUUAAGUGCUUUCAAGGAACAUUUUUUUC